AUGAGUAACUAUGACCAGAACAACCUUUUCAACUCACUUCAUCGCUAUGCAUUGGUGAGAUUUCAGUAUUUCCAUAACCCUAUGUAUAUGAUGGUUUGCAGAGGUAAUGGGUCUCAUUUUCGUAAGGCAUACCACUGCCGCUUCAACAGAGAAUUCCACGGAAUAUACUAG
This is a messenger RNA of Haemonchus placei, 171 nucleotides long. NCBI's taxonomy places the organism in Eukaryota, Metazoa, Nematoda, Chromadorea, Rhabditida, Trichostrongylidae. The record is from the annotation of a GenBank genome assembly.